Molecule: messenger RNA, 4739 nt
Organism: Syngnathoides biaculeatus (alligator pipefish)
Lineage: Eukaryota; Metazoa; Chordata; Actinopteri; Syngnathiformes; Syngnathidae
Product: B-cell lymphoma 6 protein homolog
Exons: 9
Coding region: 2031-3827 (598 amino acids)
Biological process (GO): regulation of immune system process; regulation of cytokine production; negative regulation of transcription by RNA polymerase II
Molecular function (GO): protein binding
Source: RefSeq, a predicted model, not a curated record
UUCCAUGUAAAAUAAUAACGAGAGAGUUCGUUUUGUGUGUGUGUGUGUUUUUCCAACCAGUUUAAUGAUAGUUUGUGAGUUUGUUUUCGUGAUAUAAUGCGGAUAUUGUUCGGGGGGGCUUUUGCGCGGUUGAAAAAGUUGGGCGUCUAACUUUGAAUCGUUGCCACAUUCCUUUGAUGGACGCACUUAAUGCAUGCAAACUUUUUUUUUUUUUACUAUCCUGCUGUCACUAAACGUGGCGCAAUCGGACCGGUCUGUCUGGUUCGAGCGUCUUUUUUUACAGUCUGUACAUUGUCGCGUGAACGUAACACAAGCGAGGAGACUUGUUUUCGUGCUCCAAACAGAAAUCCAAGACAAACUACAGUACUAAUGGCGGAGGCUGAACUUGAACGCAGGGCUGUUGUGUUUAGUUCAGGCCCUGAGUCGCUUGCUGUGGGGCCCCCCAAGUUACUACGCAGCGAAAGCAAGCGUCCUUGAACGCAGCAUCGAUGUAGAAUAUCAACAUGAGUAUUAUUUUUUUCCUCUUAAAAACUUGGAAUUUGGUUGAUUUAUUCUCAUAUUGUGGUAUGGUUGAAAAAAUGUAAAAUAGAUCCUUAGAAAAUUAGAAAUGGGGGUAAUUUUUUUACACCUAUUCCAUAUAUUGUUCUAUUUUUUUCUUUAUUUUUUCAACCUUGUAGUUUAUGUUAAAAUAUUUCAGCAGCGGACUCAUUGAGUGUAUGCAAUAUCCUUUAUGAGUAGAGUAAUAACCAUGUAAUUAAUUAAUGUAAUUAAUUUUAAAAAGAUCAAGGCAAAGAGGUUGACAGUACUUUUUUUCUAUCUACAUUUGCGCCGCCUUCUGGUGAGAGUGCCAUGUGUCAACUCGAUAGCUUCUUUAUGACCACAACAUGCACACGGAGAAGGAAAUUCAUCGCAGCCAAUCAUAGCAAUCGGCAGUUGCCGUGGAAAUAUGCCUCCUCAUCGCUGUCGUAAUCAACGUGCUGUGAUUUUAUUAGCUUUGCUUUGGCAUCUUUCUCUUUUUGUCUCUAACAAAAACGAGAAAAGUUCAAUAUUCGAUUGGGUUCAAAUCUUAGAUGGAAAAAAACCUGCUUCAAAACACACAAGACAGUCUAUAACAGUGAUUCCCAAACCCGUGUGCGGGGGUACAUUAGUGUGCCGUGAGCGCUCUUCAGGUGUGCUGUGGGAAGUUAUCCAAUUUUAUGUAAUUGCUAAAAAAAAACAUUUCAAAGAAAUAAUGUCUCUUUAUUCAUCUAUUUAUGCCAGUGAGGCAAAAUGACAGACAGAACAAAAAAAUGCUCUUCUAUUAGAUGGCAGGAAGUACAUACAGUAAUUAUUCGAUCCGUUUUUGUUGACAUUUACUUUUGUUGGUGUGCCGUGGGAUUUUUCAAUUGUAAAAUAUGUGCCUUGGCUCUAUAAACGUUGGAAAUCACUGGUCUAUAAUGAUAUAAUAAGUCUAUAAUGUGCCUCCCACAUCUGAAAAACAUCCAUGGCAGGUUAAUUGAAGAGUAAAUUGCUCAUAGGUGUGAAUGUGAGUGCGAGUGGUUUUUCAUUUAUAUGUGCCCUUUGUCUGGUGACCAGCUGAGGGUGCACCCAGCCUCAUGCCCAAAAGACAGCUGGGAUAGGCUCCAGAAACCCCACGACCCUACUAAGGAUAAGCAGUGUGUAAAAGGAAUCAAUAAAAUACAACCUAUUUUUUUUUAAAAAAGAAGAUAGAAGAAGAAAAGGCCCCCAAAGUUUUGAACAAUAGCAUAUGUAUUAGUGCUGCAGCUAUGAAAUAUUUUUUGGAAUCGAUUAUGGUACCAAUUAGCCCAUCAACAAGUGGAAAAAUAAAAAAAGAUGCAGAUAUUAUUAUUGUCCACCGGGGGUCAACAAUUUAACAUUCUAUUAUCUGUGACUUUGAGUGUGUAUGGCUUUAAAAAAGAAAAGAAAGAGUGUGCAGUCGGCUGGAGUGAUCUCUGGUUGAGGGCUGGCUGUUACCUGGCCAACCGUUUACCGGUUCGUGUGUCAAAAUAUUCAGUUUUCACAGCACGGCCAUGACUGCAAAUGGGUGUGUUCAAUUUACACGCCAUGCAGGUGACGUCCUGCUCAACUUCAACCGUCUCCGUAGCAGGAAUAUCCUGACCGACGUCACCAUUCAAGUGGACGGACAGCAUUUUUACGCUCACAAGGCCAUUUUGGUGGCCUGCAGCGGUUUCUUUUAUUCGGUCUUCAUGAACCCUGAGAACACAAACCUGAGUGUCAUCAGCUUAGACCCCAAAAUCGAUCCCAAGAGUUUUUCAAACCUCCUGGACUUCAUGUACACGUCCUGUCUGAACCUGACGGACAGCAUGCUGGCGGGCACCAUGAACGCUGCCCUGUACCUCCAGAUGGAGCACGUAGCCGACACCUGCCACAGGUUCAUCAAGUCCAGGCCAUCUUUGAAUGUGCACGAAGAAGUCCAGGCGGGCAUGUUACCGCUGGCUGACCAACUCCCCACAUUGAGGCCCAUUCAUGGAACAGAGUUGGAUGUCACAAACCGAUACACAGCCACUUCGCCCCCUGUUCAGGAGUGCAGGGGUUACAGUGUUUUCCGGGGUAUCAACACCUCCGGCUCAUAUCACGUGUAUGGCGAUCACCACAUCCCUGCUGGCAAGCCACAAGGUUCCCAACGGAUCGGGAUGCCUCCCAGAGCUUCUUCGCUGUCGCAGAACCCCUUUAUACAAGUCCCCAGCACCAGCGUGCCUCUCAAGGAGUCCUCGCCCGUAAUCAGCCACCCGGGUUUCCACCCCAACUUUAUUCGACCGGCACCCGCCACCCAUAUGGAGGAAGACAGCAUCCAGCACCCUCUUACCAACUGCCGAGGAUCAUCUCAAAGUUUUGGGAAAGGCGUGAUUUGCAGCCCUCAGAGUCCCCUCAGAUCUGACUGCCAGCCCAACUCGCCCACCGAGUCGAGCAGCAGUAGAAAUGCGACCCUCAGUCUCAAACAGCCCGCUGACUGCCCCAAAGAAGCCAAGGUCCGAAACUGGAAGAAGUACAAAUUCAUUGUGAUGAACCAAACCCCUCUGAACGAGGAAACUGAUGCUCCCAGAGGCAAUUCCGAGAGCGAAUCCCCUUCGCUUAGUCCCUGCAGGAGCGGCGGCGAACAGAGAGAACCCCAAAUGGAAGAAGCUGCCAGUGAACAGAGAGAAGAAAAUCCUCUGACUCUUGACAGCCACCGCAAAUGUUCCUCCUGUGGCUGCGAUAGCCCUCAACAAGUGGACACCACUCAUCUCUUUCCCAACUCUUACUGCAGAGAGUCCAAGUUCUUUCCGUCAAGCAGUGAGGGCUUCCCGGAUGAAGAUUCGCCCAAAGACCACACGGGCCAGGUCCACAGAAAGAAGCCAUACAAGUGCGACUGUUGCCAGGCUGCCUUCCGGUACAAGGGCAACCUGGCCAGCCACAAGACUGUUCACACAGGUGCAAAGCCAUACUGUUGCAACAUCUGCGGUGCUCAAUUUAACCGGCCGGCUAAUCUGAAGACGCACACUCGCAUCCACUCUGGGGAGAAGCCAUACAAGUGUGACACGUGUGGUUCCAGAUUUGUCCAGGUGGCCCACCUUCGCGCCCACGUGUUAAUUCACACAGGAGAAAAGCCAUACCCUUGUGAAAUCUGUGGGACUCACUUUCGCCACCUCCAGACCCUGAAGAGUCACAUGCGCAUUCAUACCGGAGAGAAGCCUUAUCAUUGCGAGAAGUGUGACCUCCACUUCAGACACAAGAGUCAGCUGAGGCUUCAUCUCCGACAGAAGCACGGCGCCAUCACGAACACCAAAGCGCAGUACCGCCCCGCAACCGAUAGCCUGCCCUGCUGACUGCAGAGCCUCCGUUGUUUCUCCUUCCCACCCUCUACGUCGGCCAAUGUAUUGUAAAAACACUUUUUUUUUUUUUUUUUUGUUUUGCAAUCCAAAGAACCAUAUUUUGCCAACGUUUGACUAUUUCAAGUAUUUCAGCGUUUUUAUUUGACCACCUCAAACAACUGAAUGUACAUUUUGGACUGUGAAUUUCAACACAUGGUUUUUCUUGGUAGCCCAAUUUCACCGCUGAAUGGCAGGAUGCUUUUCAACACAAAAUUACUGUUACACUUUGCUCCAGUAUUGGUACGAGUUUGCCCACCAACGUCAUCAUUUAUAUUUUGUAUAUAAGAUUGCCAUCUGCUGGCAGAGCAUGAACAUGUUGCCCAUUAUGAGCUUUACUGAAGGACAGUGACAAAAAAAUGCUCAUUAUUGUCACCUCUGGUACUUAUUUUUAUGUGUACAGUUUUUUUUUUUGUAUGUACAGUAUAAUCUUUUCAUAAGCCAUUAAUGGUACUUUGCACACAUAAUUGCUGUUAUUCAGAAUGUUUUCAUGAUUUCCCCCCUAAUUUUAUUAAUGUUAAAAUGUUCUUUAAAGCAUGUGCCCUGUCUUUGAUGCAGUCAAAAAAAAAAAAUAUUUAUAUUCAGCCUUGCCAUAUGGUCCCGAUUGUGGUGCUGAAGUGUUUUCUGAACAAACAGUACACUUUUGACCAUACUUUGUAUUAUUGUGCCUUAUAUUCAAACGUUUUAUUGACUUUUUUAUGCAAAUGCUCUGUACAUGAAUGCUUUUUGUUAGUUGUUCACUGUAUGCCGCUCUUAAAAAUGCAGACAAGCUAAAACAUGCUCAGGAAUAUUGCCUAUAUUUAAUCACAUCUUUGUAACUGCAGAAUACAUAAUAUAUAUUUAUAUUUAUGGAAUAGAAAUAAACAUGCA